AUGUAUAAUAAUUCUUUCAUAUUGUACAUCUAUCAAACAUUAACUUUUUACUACAUUAUUCCAAAUAUCUAUCUCUGUUCAUAUCUAUCUAUCUAUCUACCUAUCUCUGCCUCCUGUUCAUAUCUAUCUAUCUAUCUAUCUAUCUAUCUAUCUAUCUAUCUAUCUAUGUCUGUUCAAAUCUAUCUAUCUAUCUAUCUAUCCAUCUAUCUAUCUAUCUGUUCAAAUCUAUCUAUCUAUCUAUCUAUCUAUCUAUCUAUCUAUCUAUCUAUCUUCUCCCUGUGUCUCCUAUUCAUUGUAUUUACAUAUCUAAUCACUUCUGUGGCUUCGUCUUUUAUUUUUCUUAAUUCUUUCCAUUUUUCUCCACCAAAGAGAAACCGGUUACGUUCGUUUCGAAGGCAAGGAAUUGUGGGAAAUAUUGUUCGUUUGUAUAAUCAGGAAUAUGUAUUUCUUUUUCCGCUUUGA
Acanthosepion pharaonis is the source of this 462-nucleotide messenger RNA. Lineage: Eukaryota; Metazoa; Mollusca; Cephalopoda; Sepiida; Sepiidae. The record is from the annotation of a GenBank genome assembly.